Molecule: messenger RNA, 2445 nt
Organism: Trichoderma breve
Lineage: Eukaryota; Fungi; Ascomycota; Sordariomycetes; Hypocreales; Hypocreaceae
Exons: 1
Coding region: 1-2445 (814 amino acids)
Source: RefSeq, a predicted model, not a curated record
AUGGCUGGCAGAACGAAUCGACGACCUUUUUGGGAAACCUCAGACGUGGAUCGGAAGCCGCCUGUGUUGCUGUUCAGGCCAAAUCAGACAAGACGAUCCCAAAACGGUACAGAUGCCUUCUUACCUUCUGGAGCCGUCGAAUAUCGUUCAGAUCCUGGCCCCAGCUGGCCUGCAAACUCCUACAGCACCAUGAGUGGCAAUGGCAGCAGUAAUACAAGGGGCAAUAUCACUGGCAAUGAUAGAUACAAUGGUAGAGUCACGAGUCUCGAUACCGACCACGAGAUUGCCGCUGCCUUUCGUUUUACUCAUGAGGGCACCCCUUUACCUUCGCUGUCAAUUUUAGCCGCGACGGAUCCCAAUUUGGGCCAAUAUAUUGCAUAUAGUCCUGCACGCCAUCCCGCCAGCCCACCAGGUCCAUCAAGAGGACAUCGCUUGCAAAGCCCCUUUGCCCCCGUUUAUCCUCCCCCCACGGCUACCGUAGCUCCUGCUGAGCUCGAUGCCGGAGCACGUCCCACGGUCUCGCCUCCACGCACGUCAGGAAAUGCUACUACGGACUGUCAUUGUCUCACUUGUUCCGAUGGUACGCCGGCCAAGUGUCUCCAGUCUCAAUUAGCUCGGCAGUCCGAGUUAUUGGACACAGCUUGGAAAGAGGAGCGCGCUCGUUCUGGGCUGUUUUGGCAGCGUGUGGAAAGCAUUCUUCGAGAAGAAACCAGAAUCACAGUGGACCAUUACCGUGAUUUGUGGGAUGCUGAAAGGACGCAGCUAAAAGCCGAGAAUGACUAUCUCAGUGAGCAGCUUAAGAGGCUGGGAGAUGAAAACCUAGUGCUCAGGGGCAAGCUCGCAGAUCAAGUCCAAGCUGGCGAGCCAAUCAUAUACGAAGGCAGUUUUCGAGGCAAUACGCCUCUAGUCGACGGCAGCCCUCCUUCGCCAGUCGUCCCCAGCCCUCUUUCGCCAAUCGUCGGCAGCCCUCUUUCGCCCGUCGGCGGCAGCCCCCCUUCACCCGUGGCUAGGCGGCAGAGCGGUGGCGCCGGUAGCUCCGAUAGCGCCCGGGACAACCGCCGGAUAUCCGGGCUGCCGGGCUGCUAUGCUCAUCUUUUCGGCCUUGGCUUACCGGCGUCCCCUCAGGUGCCAACACCUCGAAACCCGUCGCCUCCAGGCACAGCUGUGUCUCCUCCUCCGGCUUCAGCACCUCAAACUCUUCCAUCUGCGCGCAUUUCGAUGUCUCCUCAGCCUGGACAUGAUACCAUUCCCAUCAGCCCGACAUUCUCGCCCUUCUUGCCUUCUUCACCCUAUCCAGACGCGGGGGCGGCGAGCGGUGGCGUCUCGACGCCCGUGAGAAGCCCCAAGAGGCCGCUUUCCGUCAUCGAUGUCCAUGAGCUUGAUCCAAAACUUGAGGGCAUUUCUCUCAGGGCAAAUGCCGUCCGAAGAAGUACAUUUGAGGAGGCUCCUCCAGAUGGAUCGCCUCCUAGCAAAAGGCGGCGUAGCUUGUCUCAUGACUAUUACAUCGUCACCAAUGUGCAGGGAGAAGAUGAAGUAACUGAUACGAAGAAGAUUGAGGAUGAGGAGGAUGAGGAGCGACGGCUCACUAUGCAUGCCGGAUCUACUCCUCCCCCCUACUCACCCUCUUUGCCGUCUGAGAUUUUGAGGUUGCGCAGCCAAAACAGUGCAACUCCAACUGCUUCUUCUUUCCUUCCUGAAAGGUACGAUUCCCUUGAGACAGAGGAUCGCAGUGUGACUGCAACUGCGAAAGAGGAGGUGGGCGAGAGUAGCGGGGUCUCGUACUCUGAUCUUUCCAAUCAUCUCGGGCGAGCAGACUCACCAGGAGUUCUCUCAGCGGCUUCGGGCGAUGCUCCCCUGAAGGGUCCUCUGAUGAUCAAGAACAUUCCCGCUCAGGACGAGCUCUUUCUCGCUGCCUUGAACGAAAGACUUGAGCCUAUUAGCCAGGGGCAAGAUGCCCUCCCCAGGGCCGUGCAGACACCUGUUGCAGUGCCGGCGUCGUUGUCGGCGGUGCAUGGCGAGCCCUUUGAUGGUGCGGAUGCCAGCCAGACUACAGCGCCUGAUAACACAGAUAUUUCGGGGACGCAGUCUGAAAUCGACGGGGAACUUGAUGGUGCCCAUGAAAAAAUGGACCAGCCCGUUUUCCCCUGGCCAAUACCAAGCAAUAGUGGCCAGAAGAGUGAUGUCCAUGCUCAACCAAGGCGACCCGCGUAUCGUAUCAAAUAUCCUGACCAUCCUGGCUAUGGGUAUGACGGAACUGCUAUCAAAGCGGAGCCCACCGAUUAUCCAUUUACAUACGAAUAUGAUACCGAAGUUGAAGCCGCCCCAACAGUUCCUGUCAAAGCGGAAGAUUCCGAUGACGAUAGUGAUGGCAGGAACUCGGAGCCUGAGGUCUCCAUCAAGUUCAAAUCGACAAGCAACUUUGGGGCUCCCUUUGGGAGGAGGUAG